AUGUGCUGUCAGCUGGCUAUAUUGGAAAGAGAGGAUUCCGCGGAUGAAUUCAUGCCAAAGAAUCCCAUGGCCCUUUUAUCGCAAAUUGAUGGGCGACUUUGCACUAUCGGACCCUCAAAACUUUGGUCUAGUUGCAUGCAACCUAGUUAUUUCUGCACGCCAUUAAUCCACACCCUAAGCAUGACAGCGGGCCCCGCAUAUCCACCAAGAGGUGCUAAGCAGUCUGAGGAUACAGUAGCCAGUGUGAUAUACAAACUACUGAUAACAUAA
Molecule: messenger RNA, 270 nt
Organism: Sclerotinia sclerotiorum 1980 UF-70
Lineage: Eukaryota; Fungi; Ascomycota; Leotiomycetes; Helotiales; Sclerotiniaceae
Exons: 2
Coding region: 1-270 (89 amino acids)
Source: RefSeq, a predicted model, not a curated record